AGGAGGAGGAGGAGCAGGAGGUAGGACACUUUUUAUCAGGCAGCAGCGGCAGCAGCAGCGGCAGCAGCAGCGGCAGCCUCCCUCCGCCACCUUUCCCGACCCCUUCCCCGCAUCUCCCCCGCCUCCUUUUCCCCAGCCAGGGGAGGGGGCUGCUGCUGCAGGCAGGGGCAGCUGCGGGGCUCCGGGAAGGAGGCAAGUGCCGCCACUGCCGCGUUCGUUCUCCCUCCCUCCUUCCUUCCCUCCCUCCUUCCUUCUCUCCUUCUCCGCUCCUCUCUUGCUCCGGAGUUCUCGCCGGGGUGUCAGGAGUGGAGAUGCAGCCGCUGCGGCAGCAGCUCCGGAGCCGGGGCCGGGGAAUCCCGGAGAGCCGGGGAGGAGCCGCAGUCCCCGCCGCCGCCGCCAGACAGACUGAAAGUCCCUGGGAAAGUGAAAGGGGGAGGGGGAGGGAGGCCCAAGUUUAAGGUCUCCGACUCUUAAAGAGACAAGACACUUCAGUCUCAGUGCGUCCCCAGCGGUCAGCCCGGGCCCUCGGGCCCUCCCACGCCUCUUCUCUGGGUUUGCACGCCCCGGGGGCAUCUCUCCCAGCGCACCCGCCCCUGGGUCUCGGGCCGGGAAGGCUGCGGCUCCAGCGCGGCCCCCUCCUGACUGUCUGGCCCGGCUUGAGCCUGUCUGCAGCCCUCCCCUCUCCACUCCCCCGCCUCAGUCUUCCCACCGGUCCUCGGUCCUUAAGAGGGAGGGGGCGGUUGCAGGAUAAUCUGUAUUUACAACAUCAAGGUGCCAUCUUCCAUUUGGGUCAGUUUCAGGAUGUAUGCAAUUUGUAAGGAUAUGUAUUGGCAUGGGGACUUCAGUGACUGAGUUACGGAGAAUCAAUCAGGAAAUGGGAAGUGAUGAAGCAAACCUGGAAGUGAGAGUGCCUGAGGGGAAAGACAAGCCCAAGAGAGAAGACAAGGCAGAAAGCAAUUGAACAUCCCAAGUGGCUGAGACCCAGGGAAAAGAUGCUGACUACAGAAUGGUUCAUUAGAACUCCAUUUUAGAAAGGGAAACAGACUCAGCAGGACAACUUCCGUGGCUUCCAGAUUCACCAUGGCCCCAAUUCUCUGGUUGGACGGCUGAAGUCACUGUGUGUCCAAUACUUGCUUUUUGUCUUUGGCUGGUCUCCUGGUACCAUCUGCUCACAGGAUCUGGUGGGAAUCAUAUGCUACAAAAGGUUGGAAUCCGGAGAGAGAUGGACUCCGACAAGCUAAAAUGGAAGUAACUUGACAGCUUCAGUCCCUACCGUUGCCUCUUGUAAGGACAAGUUAAGAGUGGGAACACAAACGUGUCUGGGAGAGCAGUAUGCAGGAAGCUGGUUUUCAGGCCACAAACGCUUUCACAGAGUGCAAAUUCACCUGCACCAGUGGUAAAUGCUUGUAUCUUGGCUCCUUGGUCUGUAACCAACAGAACGAUUGUGGGGAUAACAGUGAUGAAGAGAAUUGUCUGCUGGUAACCGAACAUCCUCCUCCUGGUAUCUUCAACUCUGAACUGGAGUUUGUCCAGAUCAUUAUCAUCAUUGUUGUGAUCACGGUGAUGGUUGUGGUGAUCAUUUGUUUGUUGAAUCACUACAAGCUCUCCACACGGUCGUUCAUCAAUCGGCAGAGUCAAAACAGGAGGCAAGAAGACACUUUGCAGCAGGAAGGGUGCUUGUGGCCUUCAGACAGCUCAGUGCCUCGACAGGCUGCUUCAGAGAUUAUGUAUGCCCCCCGGACUAGGGACAGAUUUACUGCCCCAUCGUUUAUGCAGAGGGACCGUUUUAGCCGCUUCCAGCCCACCUACCCUUAUGUACAGCACGAGAUUGAUCUUCCUCCCACAAUCUCCCUUUCUGAUGGGGAGGAGCCCCCACCAUACCAGGGACCCUGUACCCUGCAGCUUCGGGAUCCUGAACAACAGAUGGAACUCAAUCGAGAAUCUGUCAGGGCCCCACCCAACCGAACUAUAUUUGACAGUGAUUUGAUAGAUAUUUCUAUGUACAAUGGGGGCCCAUGCCCACCAAGCAGCAAUUCGGGCAUAAGUGCAACCAACUGUAGCAGUAAUGGAAGGAUGGAAGGACCACCCCCAACUUACAGUGAGGUGAUGGGUCAUUACCCUGGCUCCUCCUUUUUCCAUCACCAGCACAGCAACACCCAGAGAGGAAGCAGACUUCAGUUACAGCAGAACAAUUCAGAGAGCACAAUAGUACCUAUCAAAGGCAAAGACAGGAAACCUGGGAACCUUGUCUGAUUUACUCCUCUCAGCACUUGGACAGAAGAGAAGAGAAACCAAUAGGAGAGGGCAGCCCAUCCAGGCCUGCCUCCUAUGCACAAUGUUUUGAAGUUUUACAUGGUACACCUGAGUAAAACCAAAUGUGCAAACGU
This is a messenger RNA of Dromiciops gliroides (monito del monte), 2387 nucleotides long. It is a transcript of the gene LDLRAD4, whose product is annotated as low density lipoprotein receptor class A domain containing 4. Gene Ontology annotation, biological process: negative regulation of transforming growth factor beta receptor signaling pathway. Gene Ontology annotation, molecular function: R-SMAD binding. Bases 1333 to 2253 code for a protein of 306 amino acids. NCBI's taxonomy places the organism in Eukaryota, Metazoa, Chordata, Mammalia, Microbiotheria, Microbiotheriidae. The transcript has 8 exons. The record is from RefSeq and is a predicted model, not a curated record. Gene Ontology annotation, cellular component: Golgi membrane; early endosome membrane.